UAGGUGACAACAAUGUCUUGAAAUCGAUGUGAAUAAUAGAAGAUUGUCCAAAGCCACCUUAGCCAAAUUACUGUAGUUUUUACACCGAAUGUCUACCCAAAAGCUAACGAAAUGGUUACCUUCCGCCUUGAAAAAGUUUCGAGCGAACAGACGACCCAUCGAUUUGGUUGGUCACAAUGUGCUGGGCAUUGAAGACCUGAUGCAACGAGAAAAGAUCAGCAAGAUCCUUAUCGAGCCAAUGGCAGUAGACCAACAUCACCAAGCAGUACAAAUACUUAAAGAGCAUUACCUGAGAGAGCAUGUUCUCAUCCGUGCACAUGGCAUGAAUGUGAUGCAUGACAAUGCGCUUGAUGAGUACCUCUACAAUCUACUUAGGCAGGGAAACACCAUAUGCGCGAAAACCUAUGAUGGCACCCCGGUGGGCAUUUGUGUGAACACCGUCAGCAAUUCCGUCGACCCUAAGAUUCUGAAAGACUAUGCCCAUUACAGACAGGACCCCGCUACGAAGGAGUUCUUGAGCUUCAUUGCCAAAUUACAGGAGACCCCCAACCUUUGGGACGUGUUUAAGGUCCCCAAAAUAUUCGAGAUUAAAAUGCUGACAGUUAUCCCAAAAUACCGCCGACGGGGGUUAGCCACGAUGCUAGCGGAGAGUUCCAAUGAGAUGGCAGACACGCAGGGCUAUGACGUCGUUCGGAUGGACUGCAUCAACCCUCACGAUUACAAGAUAGCGGAGCGCCUCCUCUUCCACUGCAUGGCGAAGAUCCCGCUAAAGGUUCUGCAUGCACGCAACCAAAUUGGCCACGGCGAUCAUUACACACCCGUCGGUUACGUACGGGUGUACGUUGGCGCGCGCUCGCGCGACCAUCCUGACUCCGAGCUCAAGAAGAAACGCAGGGAACUGGAGAGCCUCGUCGAGUAGCUAUAGAUUGUGGAAUAUUUAUGAGUGAUCGGUUCAAUGGGUAGUUAAUAAAGUAACGAAACUCGUAUGCAACUUACAUCGUCAAUAUUAGACACUAGCAGAGAUCUGUGCCAUGCGUCGACGUUAAAUGUUAAAGUAGAAAUUUAUAAUUUGGAUGUUACCUAUAUUAAACACUAUGGC
Molecule: messenger RNA, 1099 nt
Organism: Leguminivora glycinivorella
Lineage: Eukaryota; Metazoa; Arthropoda; Insecta; Lepidoptera; Tortricidae
Exons: 8
Coding region: 89-919 (276 amino acids)
Molecular function (GO): N-acetyltransferase activity
Source: RefSeq, a predicted model, not a curated record